This is a messenger RNA of Leguminivora glycinivorella, 4389 nucleotides long. RefSeq lists its product as uncharacterized. Bases 72 to 3887 code for a protein of 1271 amino acids. The transcript is spliced from 25 exons. Gene Ontology annotation, molecular function: heme binding; iron ion binding; oxidoreductase activity, acting on paired donors, with incorporation or reduction of molecular oxygen. Lineage: Eukaryota; Metazoa; Arthropoda; Insecta; Lepidoptera; Tortricidae. The record is from RefSeq and is a predicted model, not a curated record.
GCUACGCCAACGACGUGGUAGCUACCUGCGUCUUCGGCUUCGAUGUCAACUCGAACGAAGAGAACGAAUUUAUGAAAAUGUGCAAGCAACUCGUCACCAUCGAUACUGGAUUUAGGAUGAGGUUCCUUGGAUUCAAGAUUGUGCCAUGGAUAAUGUCUGCUCUACAGCUGACAAUGUUUUCAAAGAAGGCGACAGAUUACUUCUCAAACGUGGUGUUAGGUGCUAUAAAACAACGGGAAGAACAAAACAUCUAUCGGCCUGAUAUGAUCCACCUACUCAUGGAAGCCAAGACAGGAAAACUGGCUCAAAUCAGUACGACCAGAAAAGAUGAUAAUGCCGGUUUUGAUACAGUAGAGGAAUCUAAUGUUGAAACUGUUAAAAAUAAAGCAGUCUGGACUGACAUUGACUUAGUGGCCCAGGCAGUGAAUUUCAUUUUCGCCGGUUACGAUAACGUGGCUUCAGUCUUGGCGUUCCUUCUUUAUGAGCUGGCUAUCAACCCUGACUGUCAAGAACGACUGGUGCAUGAGAUCUUGGAAAAUCAUGAGAGGAAUAAUGGAAAAUUUGACUUUGCUUCUGUGCAGCAUAUGACGUAUCUGGAUAUGGUCAUAUCAGAGAGUCUUCGCAAGUGGCCUGGCAGUGUAGCACAGGAUCGAAUCUGUCUCAAAGAUUACAACCUGGGGAAACCUAACGACCAGGCAACCAAAGAUGUUAUUACAAUGAUACUCUACAUAUGGCUCGCCGCCAUUUCAGCAGCCCUCUACCUCUACUGCCGGCAGGUUUACUCUAGGUUCAGGCAGUAUGGCGUCCAGCAUAAGCCCACCGUCCCACUGCUGGGCAACAUGGCACCCAUUGUGUUCAGGCGGAAACAUCUGGUGGAGUUCUUUGCAGAAUUGUAUAGAGAGAAUCCGAAUGAAAGAUUCGUGGGUAGAUACGAGUUCACAAAACCCAUAGUGAUCGUGAAAGACAUAGAACUGCUGAAGAGGAUCGCUAUCAAGGAUUUCGAGUACUUUUUGGAUCACGCCUUAUCUGUCAAUACUGAUAUCGACCCACUCUUUGGAAGGACUUUGUUUACAUUGAAAGGUCAAGAAUGGAAAGACAUGCGGUCGAUGUUGAGUCCAGCGUUCACCAGCUCCAAAAUGCGCCACAUGGUCCCUUUCAUCGUGGAAGUAGGCGACCAGAUGAUGACGUCUUUGAAGAAACAGCUCAAAGAGAGUGGAAAUGACCACAUCGAUGUGGACUGCCGAACCCUCGCCACCCGCUACGCCAACGAUGUUAUAGCGUCCUGUGCAUUCGGCCUGCGGGUCGACUCCCAUUCCGAGCCCAACAACGAGUUCUACAAGAUGGGCUACGUGGCUUCCAACUUCACUUUCUGGCAGAUGCUCAAGUUAUUCGGCCAUUCAGCGUUCCCAAGACUUAUGAAGAAAUUCGGCCUGGCCGUUUUUUCGGACGCCACUUGCGCUUUCUUCAACCACCUGGUCAUGGACACUAUGAGGGACCGCGAAGAACAAGGCAUCGUACGACCAGAUAUGAUCCAUCUCCUCAUGGAAGCCAAGAAAGGUCGACUUACACACGACGAGAAUUCUGGUCAUGACGCUGACGCUGGAUUCGCGACCGUCGAAGAAUCUGAAGUUGGAAAGAAAUCUGUAAAUCGAGCCUGGUCAGACACAGACCUGACCGCUCAAGCAGUCAUCUUCUUCCUGGCUGGUUUCGAGACCGUCUCCACAGCCAUGACCUUCCUGAUGUACGAGCUGGCUCUCAACCCUGAGGUUCAGGAGAAGCUGGCGAAGGAAAUCAGGGAGCAGGAGAAGAGUGGCAAGUUCGAUUAUGGGGCUGUGCAGAGGAUGAGUUACAUGGAUAUGGUGGUUUCGGAAUCAUUGCGGCGCUGGCCCGCAGCAAUAGCGACUGACAGACUUUGUAUCAAGGAUUACAAUUUGGGAAAACCAAACGAACGAGCGACAACCGAUUACAUUAUGAAGGCUGGUGAAAGCCUUAACAUUCCAAUAACGGCAUUACACCACGAUCCUCAAUACUUCCCGGAUCCUUUGAAGUUUGAUCCAGAGCGGUUCUCCGAAGAGAAUAAGCACAAAAUCAAACCUGCGACGUACAUGCCAUUUGGAGCGGGACCUCGAAACUGCAUUGGUUCCCGUUUUGCCCUAUGCGAGAUGAAAGUGAUGAUCUACCAGCUCUUGCUGCACAUGGAACUGUCUCCUUGCGAGCGAACACCCAUCCCAGCCCAGCUCACUACAGAUACCUUCAACUUGAGGCUGAAGGGUGGCCAUUACUUGCGGAUGAUAAUGAUUACCCUCAUCUGGGUCGUAGCCAUAAUAGCAGCAGUGCUCCUGCACUGCCAGCAGAGUUACUCCAGAUUCCGCAAAUAUGGCCUCAAGCAUUUACCCCCAGUACCCCUGCUGGGGGAUAUGGCGAGAGUCUUCUUCCGUCGAGAGCAUUUCUUUGACAACGUUAAGAGGAUUUACAAUUGUUUUCCUGAAGAGAAAUUCGUGGGUCACAUGGAGUUCAUAAGGCCCUUGGUGUUCGUCCGAGACCUUGAGUUGGUGAAGAGGAUCACAGUGAAAGACUUCGAGUACUUUCUUGACCACGCUGUUGUUGUUGAUAAGAGCGUUGACCCUUUGUUUGGAAGGAACCUUUUUUCUCUGAAAGGUCAAGAAUGGAAAGACAUGCGGUCUACCUUGAGCCCGGCCUUCACCAGCUCCAAGAUAAAACUGAUGGUGCCUUUCAUGGAGGAAGCUGGAGAAAAUAUGACAAUUAGACUGAAGAGAGAAAUACAAGCAUCUGGAAAAGACUACGUCGAUGUAGAAUUCAAAGACGUUUGCAACCGCUACGCCAACGAUGUCAUCGCGUCUUGCGCCUUCGGUCUGAAAGUAGAUUCGCAGAACAACGAGACUGAAUUCUACAGGAUGGGGAAGGUGGCUGCGCAGUUAAACUUCGUGCAGAUGAUGAAGUUCUUGGGGUACCAGUGUAUCCCUACUGUUAUGAAGUGGUUGAAAACAACAAUCUUCACGCCAUCGACUCAGAGCUUCUUUAGGCAGCUGGUCACACAGACGAUGAGGGAGCGGGAGACACAAAACAUCACUCGACCGGAUAUGCUACAUCUACUGAUGGAAGUUAAAAAAGGAAAUCUUAAACAUGAAGAAGAUAACACUGCCAGUGACGCUGGAUUUGCGACAGUGGAAGAAUCUAACGUGGGAAAGGCAGCAACGGCAAAAACAGUCUGGACUGACGAUGAUCUGACCGCCCAGGCAGUCAUCUUCUUCGUAGCUGGCUUCGAAAGCGUUGCCCAAGCCAUGGCCUUCCUGGUUUGUGAGAUGGCUCUCAACCCUGAAGCCCAGGAUAAACUGUAUCAAGAGAUUGUGGAGAAUGAGAAGAAAAAUGGCGGCAAGUUUAACUACACGUCGGUGCAAGAGAUGGCCUAUUUAGAUAUGGUCGUUUCAGAAUUAUUAAGAAAGUGGACCCCAGGAGGUGCUAUUGACAGGAUAUGCACGAAAGACUACAAUCUUGGGAGACCGAAUGAUAAAGCUACUCAGGAUUACAUAAUCCGUAAAGGAGAAGGCGUGAAGAUUCCCACAAGCGCCUUCCAUUUCGACCCUGAGUACUUCCCUGAGCCUGAUAAGUUUGACCCGGAGCGUUUUUCACCGGAGAACCGACACAAGAUCCAUCCUUUCUCUUUUAACCCUUUUGGGUGCGGCCCAAGGAAUUGUAUAGCUUCCAGAUUCGCUCUCUGCGAGGUAAAGGUGCUGAUUUACCAGGUGCUGAAACACAUGGAGGUGUCACCAUGCGAGAAAACCGUUAUACCAAUAAAGCUGGACAAUUCCUCCUUCAACAUGAUCAUAAAGGGGGGGCACUGGAUUCGGGUGAAGGCUAGGGAAUGAUUAUUGCCAAUGUUUAAUUAAACAUAAAUACCGGCGAGUCAAGACUUACUAAUUAGAACCAACUAGCUUUUGCCCGCGGCUUCGCUCGCGUUAGAAAGAGACAAAAAGUAGCCUAUGUCACUAUCCAUCCCUUCAAUUACCUCCACUUAAAAAAUCACGUCAAUUCGUCGCUCCGUUUUGCCGUGAAAGACGGACAAACAAACAGACACACACACUUUCCCAUUUAUAAUAUUAAGUAUGGAUGAUUAUGAUGCAAUAAUUUUGUAUACCAAGAAUAGAUAUGUUAACCUAUUUUGGUUAUGCGUAAGCGGUCGACUUCAUUCGGAAAUAUUUCUUUUGUUAAUUUUACUUUAUAAUUAAGAUUAUUAAGAAGUUAUUUAAGAUGUCUUGUUAUUGUUACUAACAAACUAUGGACACAUGUUAGCAACACGUUAGUCUGAAAUAAACGUAUUUUUUUUAUUUUAUUAGAGGUUUAAUAUAUACACGUUAAACUUUCGUGAGA